This is a messenger RNA of Mucor mucedo, 1473 nucleotides long. Its product is annotated as nucleosome assembly protein-domain-containing protein. Gene Ontology annotation, molecular function: chromatin binding; histone binding. The record is from RefSeq and is a predicted model, not a curated record. Lineage: Eukaryota; Fungi; Mucoromycota; Mucoromycetes; Mucorales; Mucoraceae. The transcript has 5 exons. Gene Ontology annotation, cellular component: nucleus; chromatin. Gene Ontology annotation, biological process: nucleosome assembly. Bases 151 to 1407 code for a protein of 418 amino acids.
ACGAAGUAGAGCAUAAAUUGACCAAUCAGAUAUACGUGGUCUAACAUUUUAAAGUACGCGAAUUUGUGCUGUGAGCACUAUAAAUUAUAAAAAAAUCUUUUUUGCACAACAAAUCCUUUUCAUUCACGCUUGCUAUUUCUUUUUAAAAAAAUGGAUCCUCAGCAGUCCGCUUCUGGUGUCGACAUCAAAAAUAAGAAUGGUAAUCUUACAGCACCUACACCUCAAAAUACGCCCAUCAACCCUGCUCCCAUAACUUCCAGCUAUCGUCCUUCGAUUCCUGCUAUCUCAGAAGAUUCCGAGAAAGGCGCAGCUGACAAUACAUCUAGCCUUGCUGGAGCAUUCACUAGUAACCCCGCUCUUUUAAGUAUGCUCCAAGGUAAAUUAGGUACACUAGUUGGUCGCCCCUCUGGAUACAUCGAAUCCUUGCCCACCUCUGUUAAACGUCGUCUUAAUGGACUCAAAUAUCUUCAAUCCAAACAUGCUGACCUUGAAAUUAAGUUUCAAGAAGAAGUUUUAGCUUUAGAAAAGAAAUAUCUUUUGCUUUAUCAACCCUUGUAUAACCAACGUGCUGAAAUCAUUACUGGUACUUAUGAACCUACCGAAGAGGAAGUCGCUGCUGGUGAAAAGGUGGAUCAAGAUGAUAGCGAUGAAGAGAUUGAGGAGGAAGUUGAAGAAAAGGCAGAAGAAAAGGAUGAUAAAGAUAUUAAGGGUAUUCCUGAAUUUUGGUUAACCCUCCUGAAAAAUCAUCCCCAAAUCACUGAAACAAUUACUCAAGAAGACGAAGAUGCUUUGAAACAUUUAAUUGAUGUUCGCAUGUCGUAUAUGGAACAACCUGGAUUUAAGCUUGAUUUCGAAUUUAGUGAAAAUGAUUACUUUAAGAAUAAGGUGCUUUCAAAGACUUACUAUUAUCAAGAUCAUGCUUAUGGUGGUGAAUUCGUCUAUGACCAUGCUGAAGGUUGUCAGGUUGAGUGGAAGGAAGGCAAAGAUUUGACUGUCACCAUAGAAACAAAGAAACAACGCCACAAGGGGACAAACAAAACUCGUGUUGUCAAGCGUACUGUCCCUUCAAACUCCUUCUUCUAUUUCUUCAGUCCACCUACUAUUCCUGAUGCUGAAGAGGAAAUUGAUGAAGAAGAGGCAGAGGGUUUGGAUGCUAAACUUGAGGCUGAUUAUGAAAUGGGUGAAGAAUUCAAGGAUAAAAUCAUUCCUCAUGCUGUUGACUACUUCACCGGUAAAGCGCUCCAAUAUGGUGACUAUGAUGAAGAUGAGGAUUUUGAUGAUGAAUAUUACGAGGAUGAGGAGGACGAUGAAGAGGAUGACGAUGAAGAGGAUGAUGAUGAUGAAGAUGAUGAUGACGACACUGCCCCUGCCAAGGGCGAAAAUGCCCCCGAAUGCAAGCAAUCUUAAUAUUAAUCUAUACAAUUUCGAAAUAAACUUUUACGCAUUAUACAUAAAAAUGACGAUACAUAUCCA